This is a messenger RNA of Punctularia strigosozonata HHB-11173 SS5, 903 nucleotides long. RefSeq lists its product as uncharacterized. NCBI's taxonomy places the organism in Eukaryota, Fungi, Basidiomycota, Agaricomycetes, Corticiales, Punctulariaceae. The coding region runs from base 1 to 903 and encodes 300 amino acids. The record is from RefSeq and is a predicted model, not a curated record. The transcript is spliced from 4 exons.
AUGAAGACGGUGGUGCCGUCGCCAGAUACCGUCAACCUUUCCGCCCCCGACCACAGCUCCCGCGACCCGGCCGCUGCUAUCCAGUACUUCGCCGCUGCGCUCGACUAUUCCUUUGGUCGGAUGCGUCUUCGCCUUCUACACGCGCGCCACCACCUGCAGCUACUGUACCACGCCGUCCCGCGCUCGCUGAAGGCCACAAGGCCAGACGAGGUUACUCUUUCUGAGGGCUUGCUGGAUGUCCUUGAAAAGCGCCUCGCGGCCCUCCAGGACUCACGGCAAAUCGCCAUGGAUGCCGCGAUCCGGGCAGCCCACCUAGGCAAGCUGGACCCCGCGGCCGAACUCUUGGAGCAAGAUCGUGCCGUGUUUAGGGCCCAGGCGCUGCGUCUGCGCACGCCUUUCGAUGACUUGCUUGAGGAACUGUCAGGCCUACUUCGAACACUGGCCCGCGCGCUCGAGGGUCUGGUAAUUGUGGACUCCGGUCGGCCCUUGUCAAUCGAAAAGGAUGCUGCGCUGCGUCGGACCCGGAGCGAGGGGUUUGAGCAGCUGAUGGUUCAGAUCCGAAAGUUGCCCGGCCAAGAACAUGUCCUUCUCCCUGUGCCGUUCGCAAAGCUCCGCGAGGCCGUAUCUGGUGGACCCGUAGUGGUCUUGUUAGCGGGUCUGGAAGAGUGCCGCGCCAUUGUCAUCGGAAGCCAUGAACCUCCUUUACAUGGGCGCCUCCCGGCGGCGAACCGGAAGAACUUCGCUCUAAUCCCGUCUCUCCUCCGGCGUUUUUACUCCCAGAAAAUACCGUCGUGUUUUUUGUCCCGUGCCCCGCCAUCGCAGUUUGUGAAGCGUUGCGCCGUGUCCAGCGGGAAACCCGAUAUAUCACGUCUCCGCCCGUCGCGCGUUAGUAACAAGGGAUGA